This is a messenger RNA of Zingiber officinale, 1451 nucleotides long. RefSeq names its product putative glucose-6-phosphate 1-epimerase. Lineage: Eukaryota; Viridiplantae; Streptophyta; Magnoliopsida; Zingiberales; Zingiberaceae. Gene Ontology annotation, molecular function: isomerase activity; carbohydrate binding. The record is from RefSeq and is a predicted model, not a curated record. The transcript has 9 exons. The coding region runs from base 212 to 1144 and encodes 310 amino acids. Gene Ontology annotation, biological process: carbohydrate metabolic process.
AGUGGGAUUGAAAUAUCAUGGUCAUGCGCAACGGCCCUUGCUAGAUCGGAGCACGCAUCCCACCUGAGCCCAGCCCUUUUUCUCCUCCAUUGAAACCCACCGCCCCCAGCUUCCUUUCCGUUUCGCGAUAUUUAUUUUUUAGAAGGAAGGCGAGAGACGAGCAAGGAGGAGCUCCCCCCAGUGUUAGGGUUUGGGUUAUGGGAGUUGGGCGAUGUCAGGCGAGAAGCCGCCGGUAGAGAUCUGCAAGGGUGUCAAUGGCCUCGACAAAGUCGUGCUCAGGGAGGUCCGCGGAAGCUCCGCCGAGAUGUAUUUGUAUGGAGGUCAUGUGACAUCUUGGAGAAAUGACCAUGGCGAGGAGUUGCUUUUUCUCAGCACGAAGGCAAUUUUCAAACCUCCAAAAGCUAUACGCGGUGGUAUACCAAUAUGCUUUCCUCAAUUUGGGAGUCAUGGAAAUCUUGAUCAGCAUGGUUUUGCAAGGAAUAGAUUUUGGAGUAUUGAUGCCAACCCCCCUCCUUUUCCAACGGUUAGCACCAACAAAGCUUUCACUGAUUUGAUCUUUAAACCAAGUGAAGAGGAUCUAAAAAUAUGGCCUCAUAGUUAUGAAUUUCGUCUAAGGAUUACUUUGGGACCUGGAGGAGAUCUAAUGCUGACAUCACGGAUAAGAAAUAUUGAUACAAAGCCAUUUUCCUUCACAUUUGCCUACCACACCUACCUCUCUGUUUCUGAUAUCAGUGAAGUACGGAUUGAAGGACUUGAAACUCUUGAUUACCUUGAUAACUUGAAAGCCAAGGAGCGAUUCACAGAACAGGGAGAUGCAAUUACUUUUGAGGCUGAAGUGGACAAGAUAUAUCUGGGGACACCAACAAAGAUUGCGAUUAUAGAUCAUGAAAAAAAGCGAACAUUUGUUUUGAGGAAAGAUGGGCUUCCAGAUGCAGUGGUAUGGAAUCCUUGGGAAAAGGCCAAAUCCAUUGCUGAUCUUGGGGAUGAUGAAUACAAACAUAUGCUCUGUGUUGAGCCAGCAGCUGUUGAAAAGGCCAUCACUCUCAAGCCUGGUGAGGAAUGGAAGGGCAGGCUGGAGCUUUCUGCUGUUCCUUCCAGUUAUCGAAGUGGACAGUUGGAUCCUCAAAGGGUGCUUCAAGGAUGAAUAAUAGAUGUCCUUUCCGGCACUUAAAUGGCACAAUGCUUGGCAACAAGAUAAUUUUUUGUUUGUUCUAGCAAGUCCACUGUCUUCCAUCGCGUGCUUUUCCUUUUUCCUGCUCUCUUUGUAGAUCUGUGAAGAGAAACUGCUAGAUAAGAUUGAUGGGGAACCUCAAGUGCUCAAUAAGUCUGAUUUGUGUUUUCUAUCUGGACUGUGCUGUCCCCAAAAUUUGAAAAUUUGAUCAUCGUUAGUCUGUCUUGCAUAUUAACUGGUCUAUUUUGCAAAUAAAAAAACGACAUAUCUUAAUUUCAAA